AGUCCACCGCAGAGCAGCGCCCGCUGACCGGCCACGUGUACAGGAACUACGCGAGCUGUAAACGGAGUUCAGUCAGGUUCGACGUAGAGCUGUAAUAGUCCGCAAAGCCUGUCAGAACAAGCCCGUUUAAAUCUUCAUUUACCCGUUUCUGUUCAUUCGUUGAGGGUCUGUUUCCGAGCAGUGUCCUCCACUGUCCGUAAGGUGUGAUCUGGAAGUCAUGUCCACCAGAAGGAGAGCCCGAAGCGGGCACCUGGCUGCUGCCUCCUUCGCCCUGUUUGUCUUUCUUUUAGUGGACGUUAACGCGCGGCCCGCGAACGUCUCCGUCCACAAGGACAAAAACCCGGACAGCAAAGAGACGAACGAGAUCCUCCCUCCCGACCACCUGAACGGAGUCAAAAUGGAGAUGGACGGCCACCUGAACAAGGACUUCCACCAAGAAGUGUUCCUGGGGAAAGAAAUGGAGGAGUUUGAGGAGGACUCGGAGCCCAGGAGGAACAGAAAGAAGCUGAUUGAAAUCUUUACCAAGGUUGAUUUCAAUAAAGACAGAAGUGUCAGUGCUAAGGAGAUGCAGCGAUGGAUCAUGGAGAAAACGGAGGAGCACUUCCAAGAGGCAGUCAGAGAGAAUAAACUCAGCUUUCGUGCUGUAGACCCAGAUGGAGAUGGAUAUGUGACGUGGGAUGAAUACCGGGUGAAAUUUUUGGCCAGCAAAGGCUUCAAUGAGAAGGAAGUGGCUGAGAAGAUAAAGAAUAAUGAAGAGCUCAAAGUGGAUGAGGAAACCCAGGAGGUUUUGGAGAGUCUGAAGGAUCGCUGGUUUCAGGCAGAUAACCCUCCAGCUGACCAGCUGCUGAAUGAGGAGGAAUUCCUCUCUUUCCUCCAUCCAGAGCACAGCAGAGGCAUGCUCAAAUACAUGGUCAAGGAGAUCAUCAGAGACCUAGAUCAAGAUGGAGAUAAGGAGCUGACCCUGUCUGAGUUCAUAUCCUUGCCCAAGGGGACAGUGGAGAACCAGCAGGCUCAGGACAUUGAUGAUGACUGGGUCCGCGAGCGGAAGAAGGAGUUUGAGGAGGUUAUUGAUGCAAACCAUAAUGGCAUAGUCACUAUGGAAGAGCUUGAGGAGUAUAUGGAUCCCAUGAACGAAUACAACGCCCUGAACGAAGCGAAGCAGAUGAUUGCUGUGGCUGACGAGAACCAGAACCACAGCUUGGAACUGGAGGAGAUUCUCAAAUACAGCGAGUACUUCACUGGCAGCAAGCUCAUGGACUACGCCCGCAACGUGCAUGAGGAGUUCUAG
Molecule: messenger RNA, 1288 nt
Organism: Colossoma macropomum (tambaqui)
Lineage: Eukaryota; Metazoa; Chordata; Actinopteri; Characiformes; Serrasalmidae
Gene: sdf4
Product: stromal cell derived factor 4
Exons: 7
Coding region: 218-1288 (356 amino acids)
Biological process (GO): calcium-ion regulated exocytosis
Cellular component (GO): endoplasmic reticulum
Molecular function (GO): calcium ion binding
Source: RefSeq, a predicted model, not a curated record